Linderina pennispora is the source of this 748-nucleotide messenger RNA. RefSeq lists its product as uncharacterized. The transcript is spliced from 4 exons. The record is from RefSeq and is a predicted model, not a curated record. The annotation marks the transcript as partial. Lineage: Eukaryota; Fungi; Kickxellomycota; Kickxellomycetes; Kickxellales; Kickxellaceae.
GAUUUUAGACUGUCCCGAGUUCGGCGAUGGUGGCUGUACUACUGUCGCGGGAUAAUCAUGAUCCCAGAACCACGUGCACAGCGGUUUCUAGUGACCGAUCCACGCAUUCAGCAAGUAGACCACGAUGACCACACCAACAUCAACCGCAUCGCCGUGAUUAUAGCAACAGCUGUGCCGCUAGUUGCAAUUAUUGUGUGGUGCAGCUACAAGGAUCGGCCGUUCCGGGAGUACCACCAUGCGAUCCUCGGGCUGGCCACAGCAAUAAGCUUCACCUCAGCAGUCAUCCUCUCACCAGGGUUUAUUGAUAUAUGCGCACCAACACCAGAGGUAUAUCGGAAAGCGUUCCUAAACUGUCACGGCAAGCUAUACCACUCGAUGAGGUACUACCCCUAUGUAUCGUCAGCGCUGUCUAGCAGCUCCAUGGGGUAUCUUGGGUUAUAUUUUAGCAAGGAACUGGGGCUGCACCUGCAUCCGAGCGUUCGACAGCGCUUACAGAGGACUAAUGGGUAUCGUGGUGCUGAAUAUAGCCGGCCUGGCCAGACAUUGGUCUGGUUUGUCUGCAUCUUGCCCUAUGCUGCCGGUAUGGCGUAUCCUGCUGUUCAGAUUGAGCACCGGGGUGGCGGCCGUGGGUGGGAGGUCGUGUGCGGCAUCAUCAUUGGGACGAUAUUUGCGGUUUGGGGGCAUGUUUUAUAUGUAGCUGACAUAAUACCGUAAAUACUCCAUCUACAGAGAAUAUGAAAUUCGCAGU